Microtus oregoni (creeping vole) is the source of this 729-nucleotide messenger RNA. RefSeq names its product keratin-associated protein 10-11-like. NCBI's taxonomy places the organism in Eukaryota, Metazoa, Chordata, Mammalia, Rodentia, Cricetidae. Bases 1 to 729 code for a protein of 242 amino acids. The transcript has a single exon. Gene Ontology annotation, cellular component: keratin filament. The record is from RefSeq and is a predicted model, not a curated record.
AUGUGUGCAGUGCCCGUGUGUGCGGUACCCGUGUGUGCGGUGCCCGUGUGUGCGGUACCCGUGUGUGCGGUGCCCGUGUGUGCGGUGCCCGUGUGUGCGGUGCCCAUGUCUGCAGUGUCCGUGUGUGCAGUGCCCGUGUCUGCAGUGCCCUUGUGUGCGGUGCCUGUGUGUGCAGUGCCCGUGUGUGCGGUGCCCGUGUGUGCGGUGCCCAUGUCUGCAGUGCCUGUGUGUGCGGUGCCCGUGUGUGCAGUGCCCGUGUGUGCAGUGCCCAUGUCUGCAGUGCCCAUGUGUGCGGUGCCCGUGUGUGUGGUGCCCGUGUGUGCGGUGCCCGUGUGUGCCGUGCUCGUGUGUGCAGUGCCCGUGUGUGCGGUGCCCGUGUCUGCGGUGCCCGUGUGUGCAGUGCCCAUGUCUGCAGUGCCCGUGUGUGCAGUGCCCGUGUGUGCCGUUCCCGUGUGUGCAGUGCCCGUGUGUGCGGUGCCCGUGUGUGCAGUGCUCGUGUGUGCAGUGCCCGUGUGUGCGGUGCCCGUGUGUGCCGUUCCCGUGUGUGCGGUGCCCGUGUGUGCGGUGCCCAUGUCUGCAGUGCCCGUGUGUGCGGUGCCCGUGUGUGCCGUUCCCGUGUGUGCGGUGCCUGUGUGUGCAAUGCCCAUGGAAAGCAGAAGAAGGCAUCAGAUCCCCAGAGUUGGAAUUAGAGAUGGCUGUGAGCCUCCUACUCUGGGUAUUGGGAACUGA